AUGUUCACGAAGACUUUCGCCGCUCUCAUCGCCGCCGCCGUCGUCCUCGGCGCGCCCACCCCAGGCCCCGCACCCACCCAGACGAACGUCCUCCAGUUCGCGCUUUCGCUCGAGUACCUCGAAAGCGCGUUCUACUCGGGCGCGCUUGCGCAGUACGACGCGCAGGCAUUCGCCGACGCCGGCUUCCCCUCCUGGGUCCGCGGCCGCUUCGAGCAGAUUGCUCAACACGAGCAGACCCACGUCUCGACCCUCCAGAACGCCCUCGGCGACCAGGCACCCCAGGCCUGCCAGUACAGUUUCGGGAGGCUGACAGAUGCGGAAAGCCCGUACACGGACCCACGCUCGUUCGUCUCGCUGUCGUUUGCGAUCGAGGGCGUCGGCGCCGCGGCAUACCUGGGCGCCUCGAAGUUCAUCGACGACAAGGAUACGCUCGGCGUAGCUGCGUCCAUCCUUUCUAUUGAGGAGCGCCAAGUCGCAUGGGUCUCGUCUGCCGUCCUCAAGCAGCAGCCCUGGGACGGUCCCUUUGAGACGCCGCUCUCGCCAUCUGGUGCCUAUUCUCUCGCCUCACAAUUCAUCACCUCCUGCCCGUCCUCGAACCCGCCGCUCCCUGUCACGCCGUUCCCCGCCCUGAGCGUCUCCAACGCCAGCCCGUGGCCAGGCUCGACGAUCAACUUGACGUUCGACAACUCAAACAAUGCGGAUGCCGCGUACGCCGUCUGGCUGAAUGGGCUCGACGCAGUCUUCACGCCGCUCGAUGGCAACGGCCAGACGACGGUCCCGGACGGCCUGCACGGGACUGUAUACGUGGGCGUGGCGUCGAGCGAGCAGACGCCGAUGAGCGAUGCGAGCAUGGUGACGGGGUUGGCCAUCGUGCAGAUGCCGUUUGACUCGACGGCGGUUGAGGCCUAG
Fomitopsis serialis is the source of this 909-nucleotide messenger RNA. Its product is annotated as ferritin-like domain-containing protein. Bases 1 to 909 code for a protein of 302 amino acids. The transcript has 5 exons. The record is from RefSeq and is a predicted model, not a curated record. NCBI's taxonomy places the organism in Eukaryota, Fungi, Basidiomycota, Agaricomycetes, Polyporales, Fomitopsidaceae.